Sordaria macrospora k-hell is the source of this 3594-nucleotide messenger RNA. RefSeq lists its product as uncharacterized. Lineage: Eukaryota; Fungi; Ascomycota; Sordariomycetes; Sordariales; Sordariaceae. Gene Ontology annotation, cellular component: TORC2 complex; TORC1 complex. The record is from RefSeq and is a predicted model, not a curated record. Gene Ontology annotation, biological process: regulation of actin cytoskeleton organization; TOR signaling. Gene Ontology annotation, molecular function: protein binding.
AUGAAAGCUAGGCCUGGAGAUCCCGCGCGUGUCCCGCCCACCAACGGCUCCUCGGCCGGUGCCACCACCGUCGCUCCGACCACAACCCAUGCGCAACCAUUUGUGAAUGGCAAUACCCAAAGCAACGCGUCUCUCCGCGUAGGCGAGACGAGGCACCAGCCGGAUGGUCUCGAACAUCCGCCGUUCAAACGGCAGCGAACCGAUACCGUUCCAUCCACCACCACAACCCCCACCAGCCACAAUCAUCUCCAGCAGAGUGGCCACCCUCAGCCUACUCCUCCCCCUUGGAAUGACCAGGACGUCUUUGCCAAGUGUCUUGCAGACCAAGUGUUUCCACACGUCGACAGGGAAUUGGUAAAGCUGCCCAGAGACAAGUACGAUGUAAAGAAAAUAGGAACAAAGGUCGUCGAGAUUGUUACUGGCGUCGACUUUACGGCCGCUUAUAAGCUCGGGAAUGGGCGUGUUAGCGAUGUGUUCGAACGACUUUUGGCUGCCCGUAUCCCGGUGGAAACCCGCGCAUUGCUCAUGGACCCCCAAUAUCGGUUUAAAUCGUACACUCCGGUACCCGUUCCCCUGGUCCCGCAGGUCCCACGGCCACCUGUCCAAGUACCUCCUCACCACGCGCCUUCCGGCUAUGCUACGGCCCCGCUGCUGCCUCCGCCUCCGCGUCCGGGUUCGGGCUCGGGUAUACCCCCUACAUUCCCCGGGGCCAAUGAACGUCGCUACUCCAAGUCCCCGAUACCUCUUCCAGUGGUGCCUGGGCGUCAGGAGCCAUACAAUAGAGGUGUAAACCCUCCUUCAGGGUUGCGAUACCCUCAGGCUCCAGUUGUUCCCAGUCAUGCAAGUCAUGCGACGACAGGCAUUCACCGACCAGCCAUACUGCCGCCGUCACCGCCAUCGCAGGUUAUCACUAUCAAGGAUGAUGAAGGCAAGGGGGCCCCAUCAUCGGCAGCCAUACCGGUGCCUCAACCCAGCUCACCUGCUGGCUCGUUGGUGAUUCUGGACCCGCCAUCGACAUCUGUUGCCCAGCCACUGCCCUCUGUUAACAACCUGCCUGAAGACUCUGUGCCAGAACCGAGGAUAUAUCGAGGCCGGCUGUCUAAACGACGUAGAGGUCUUCCCCAAGAAGAAAAGAGGUCGCAAAACCGUGGUGUAGUCACGACCUCAGCACAGAAUUAUCGAAGUCGAGCCCACGCUUUGGCUUGGCGGGGACAUGAGGACAGCGCUGAAGGUUUAGCAUCGCGACUGUUCACUGAGGCCAAACGACCAUAUCUUUCCGCAGAGGAGAGGGCCAACAUCUCAGUUGGUGUGCAGAAGUUUGUACGAUUCGAUGACUCCAUACUCACUCGGCCCACAACUUUUCAUGUCGACUUUACCGCCGAUGAAAUCAGGGCUCUUCGGAACCUUUGUCGGAGAGUCCUGGGCCUAUCAUCUGGGAGCAGGAAACAAGACCUUGCUAAAGACCUCCGCAAACAGCUCAAGAAGCAUCGCGGAGAAAUUUUCAAGGUUUUAGACGCCAUCCGGUCUGAGAAAGAACUUUCGCGUCGAGACAAAGCAGCCAUCGAACGGUUCCUCCAUGACCUAGUUAAUCACAAGGUAUCCAGGGAUCCUUCGAUACUUGCUUUGAAGAGGGACAAAUACGACUUGCAUGGCGAGCUCGCUCGUUCGAGCCAAAUUAAUUCGCUUCUCUUCGCCAGGGCAACCUCUGGUAACCGCGGCAUGACUUUGAGGGCUCCCAUGAACUUCCCGAACGAGUUCGUCAAGUGUCAUGAGGAUGAGUUGGAGCUCCGAAGAGAAUGGACCGACUGUGCUGGAGAUAUUGCGACUAUUGCGUGGGUAUCAAACGACGGCUUUAUUUGCGGGACAACGGAGCAUUCAGAUGCUCACAAUCAGCAAUACAACAAACCCGGCAAUCUCGUUCUCGGAUCUUGCAGUCAGGGCACCUUGCGGGCAUAUGCCGAUCAUCGAAUCGUCCGGCCGGUCGUCGAGAAGGGCGAAAAUUCCACCGAUGCCAUGAGACAGAGUCAAGACCCAUGGCUCUAUUCGUCUGUUGUCGCCUCGGACUAUGACGACAUUCAUGAUCGCGCCUUUACCUCGGGGUUUGACCGGAAAGUCAAGAUUUGGAAGGUAGACCCAACGGGUUCCUCCAUGGUUGCAUUGGGCGAGUGGCCUCACGGCGGCAAUGUCAACUUUGUGGCUGCCUCAAAGUAUGCCUCCACUGCUAUGGUUGCAACGGCAGCAGAUGUUCCUACGGAUGCUGUGCGUAUAUACAACAUCCAGAGUAACGACUCAGGCUUGAUGUCGGCUUCCCCGUAUCGCUCCUUCUCUUGCUCCCGGGUGGAAGACGCAGAGGGCAACACAGUUUCAACCGAGAGAUGGGCCUAUUUUCCUGCCACUAUGCAAUGGGGUCGCUCGCCAACCGUUCGACAUCUGCUUUUGGUCGGCUACUCACCUCGUAGCAGGACCGGGGAUGACACUGAUAUUCCUCCCGAUCGUAGGGAGACGGGAGAGCUCUGUCUGUGGGACGGCCUCACGGGAGAAAGUCCUAUUCAGACACUGGAUUGCUGGGCGUGCGACAUCAACGAGCUUACUGUUAUGCCUAUUAGCUUCGGUUCUUGCUACGUCACGGCGGGAUGCACAGACGGAAAUACAUAUGUUUGGGACACCGCUCAAGGAGAUAAGCCGAUCCAUAUCCUACGCCACGGAGAGCCUAUCGAAGAGUUUAGGGGUGACCGUGAGCAUGAGGAUGUGGGUGUCAAAUUCACGGCGUGGGGUAGGACCCUUGACCGGUUUUACACCGGUUCCUCCGAUGGCGUGGUAAAGGUAUGGAAUGUGCGGUCCCGUAACCCAUUGGUCCGCGACCUCUUGGAGAUUCCCUCGUCCGUUUCCUGCGGCAUGUUUUCGCCCGACAAGUCCAGGUUGAUCAUUGGCGAUGCCAGUGGACGAGUGUUCUUCCUGUCACUCAACGAACAAGAUGAGGGAGACCAUAACGACCACACCCUGUUCAUGCAUAUGAAAGUCCCAGGACAAAAGCUGCCGAAGAGAAUUCGGCGUCCGCAGUCGAUUAUCCCACACCCGGAACCGGAACCGCCCACCCAUGAUGCUCAAGGACAACUGCUGGAUUCGGAAUCCGGCAUCUCAAGGGGACGAUCUUAUUUGUCCAAGUUGCAACUUCAACAACUGCCAGAUCGGACUCUUGGCGUUGUUCAGGGGCCGAAGUAUGUCGAGACCGGCUUGUUCCGGAGAGAAGCCCAUUUGGAUGAAGAUCCCCGCUUGCCACUGAAGGCUAGCUUCUACGCCUUUCAACAAGAAACUAAGCGCCAAUUUGGUGAGAGUGUUAGACGGUAUCUUUCGCCGUUAAGACCUGUGAAGGAAGAAAGUUUCCUUAAGGCGAAGGAAGCACAUUUUACAAACCUACCGCUCGACUUUAGUGUCGAUCUUUUAGAAGAGGAAACUAAGCGGGCGCUUGAAGCUGAAGGUGUAGACUGGCAGCUGAACGAAGGAGCGUUGGAUCCGGACUAUGAGGAUGAUGGGGACGACGACAAUGAGCUUGUAUUUAGUGUUGGAGAAGAAAGCGACGUUGAUGAGUUUUGA